Tribolium madens (black flour beetle) is the source of this 1968-nucleotide messenger RNA. RefSeq names its product fatty acyl-CoA reductase 1-like. NCBI's taxonomy places the organism in Eukaryota, Metazoa, Arthropoda, Insecta, Coleoptera, Tenebrionidae. The record is from RefSeq and is a predicted model, not a curated record. Gene Ontology annotation, biological process: long-chain fatty-acyl-CoA metabolic process. Gene Ontology annotation, molecular function: alcohol-forming very long-chain fatty acyl-CoA reductase (NADP+) activity. The transcript is spliced from 4 exons. Gene Ontology annotation, cellular component: peroxisome. The coding region runs from base 368 to 1903 and encodes 511 amino acids.
AGUCUCGGCAAUUCCCUUGUAUUGAAAGUAAUCACGAUCUUGCGUAAUAAUGUUAAGUUUCGUUCAAUAAUAAGAAAUCGGAUCGAAACGGUACAUGUUGUAAGAAUCGUGGAAAAAUCAAUCGCUAGUGAAAGUAGCCCAGUUAUUUAAUUGAGCGGGAAAUUGACCACACCAAUAAGAAAACAACUGGCUCACAUAAUGAUCACGAUCCCCACAAGGAAUUUUCACGAUUGAUGGAAAUUCCUGAUGGUGGUGGUAUAUGGUAAUGGUAUUUGUAGGAAAACAGGUGGAUGGCUCGCGGCUUUGUGCAUAAAGAUUGCUUUGUGUGAACAAUAUUAUUGUUUCGUUGCGACUUUUCAGCUUAACAAUGAGUAACAAAUCAGCUGUUGCGGAAUUCUACAAGAAUCGACACAUCCUCAUCACCGGCGCCACUGGUUUUAUGGGGAAAGUCCUCAUUGAGAAGUUGUUACGGUCUUGUCCUAAAUUAUCGACGAUUUAUUUGUUAGUCCGGCCCAAAAAGGGGAAAAAACCCAAUGAAAGACUCGAAGAUAUUGUCAAUUGUCCCGUGUUUGAUAAGUUGCGUGACCAACCUGACGGCGAAACAUUACUAAAUAAGAUUUAUUGCAUCGCUGGGGAUAUUACUCAACCCAAUCUUAAUCUAUCAAAUGAUGAUGAGAAAACUUUGAAAGAUAACGUUGAAUUGGUGUUUCACAUGGCUGCCAACGUGAGGUUUGACCAACCGUUAAAAAGUGCGGUUUUAUUAAAUACAGGGGGAACUAAGAAUUUACUCGAUCUAGCGUGCGCUUUUAAACAAUUGAAGAUUUUUAUUCAUGUGUCAACGUCGUACUGUCAUUGCAACGAAGUCAAACUCGAGGAAAAGUUAUACAAGGCCCCCCAUGAUCCACGAAAAAUCCUAGAUCUGGUGACUUGGAUGGACGAUGAAACGUUAAAAACCCUAACUCCCAAACUGUUGAAAAAGUCCCCAAACACCUACGCCUACACGAAAUGUUUAACCGAACAAUUGGUCUCCGAAUAUGCAUCCAAGUUACCUUUGGUUAUCACUCGACCGUCAAUUGUCACCGCUGCGUGGAGAGAGCCAAUCCCCGGCUGGGUUGAUAAUUUGAAUGGACCAACCGGAUUACUCGUAGGGGCGGGCAAAGGGGUAAUCAGAUCCAUGCAUUGUGACCCUUCUUUGGAGGCAAAUAUGGUACCAGUCGACAGUGCGAUUAAUUCUCUACUUUUGAUUGGUUGGAAGGAAGGGACGGACCCGUCACGUGAUUUGAAAGUGUAUCACGUGACGUCAAAUAACGACAAUGUGAUUAGUUGGGGGGAGGCGCUUGACGUUGGGAGAAAACACUUCUAUGACAACCCGUUUAGCGUUUGUUUAUGGUACCCAGGGGGGAGUAUCAAGUCUAAUUAUUGGUACCACGCAAUCGCUGUUUUUUUCUUACACAUUAUCCCGGCCUACUUGGUCGAUUUUCUCAUGGUUUUGACAGGAAAUAAGCCAUUCUUAGUGCGUACACAGAAACGUAUCCAGAACGGGCUGGAAGUGCUCCAGUACUACACUACAAGGCCUUGGUACUUUUACAAUGAAAAUUUGGAUAAAAUCUGGCGGGAAUUAUCAAACAUCGAUAAAGAAAUCUUCUUUACCGACAGACUUAAAAUCGAUUAUAAUCAAUAUAUUUUGAAUUAUGUGUUAGGUGCGAGGAAAUAUUGUGUACACGAAGAACCGGAAACAAUUCCCUAUGCUCGGAAAGUCCUAAAAAGAUUGUUUUAUUUGGAUUUGACCAAAAAUAUUAUUUUGGGACUUGUCUUCUUCUGGAUUUUUUCCUACUACGUAUCCGGAUUUAUCACAAAGUUAGACAAUCGAACAAUUUUUAAUAACAACACAAUUUUAGGUUAAUUCUAAUUGUAUUUUCAGGUGUUUGGCUAUUUUUUAUACAAUAAAAAGAAUGAAAAUAAUUAUUA